Sesamum indicum (sesame) is the source of this 1071-nucleotide messenger RNA. RefSeq lists its product as uncharacterized. Lineage: Eukaryota; Viridiplantae; Streptophyta; Magnoliopsida; Lamiales; Pedaliaceae. The record is from RefSeq and is a predicted model, not a curated record.
UGGGGCUUUCAACUUCCCCCAACGGUCUCUCUCCUACACCUCUUUUGUCCGAACCCCACAAAAGAUCCCAGAUAUUUAUUUAGGUUUUAUUGAUUUCCUGUCCUAAAAUCAAGAACCCGAAAAUACCCGAAAAUGGGCACGCAAAUUCACGCCCGUUUGAAUCAUGUUUUCUUGCAGCAGCCCUCUUUGCCGCCGCUUUUUACAUUGUCUUCUCACAGUUCAAUCACUGGGAAAUGUGGGUUGAGGAAGUUGAACCGGGUUCCCGGAUCGUGGAAGGCAAACGGGCUGAGAAGAAAGGAGCUUUAUGUGAGAUCAUCAAGUAAUGCGGGCGUGACGUUUUGGGAGAAUUGGGUUCCUGAGAAAAGCUCGAAAUCUCCUUCCCUCAGUGAUGUUCUUUGGCCUUCUGCUGGUGCUUUUGCUGCAAUGGCUAUACUGGGUAAGAUUGAUCAAAUUUUGGCACCAAAAGGCAUUUCUAUGACAAUUGCACCGUUGGGAGCUGUUUGUGCCGUUCUCUUCGCCACGCCAACGACGCCCGGCGCUAGGAAGUACAACAUGUUUGUGGCGCAAAUUGGUUGUGCAGCAAUAGGUGUCUUGGCAUUCUCAAUAUUCGGGCCCGGAUGGCUAGCGAGGAGCACGGCCCUCGCUGCCGCCUUGGCGUUCAUGAUUUUCACCCGUGCCGUACAUCCACCAGCUGCCAGUUUACCAUUGCUGUUUAUCGAUGGAGUUAAGCUGCAUCAUUUGAAUUUUUGGUAUGCUUUCUUCCCUGGUGCUGCUGGAUGUAUUCUCCUCUGUCUCAUUCAAGAGAUGGUAUGUUAUUUGAAGGACAAUUUGAAAUUUUGAGUUGAUUGAAACAAUUCUUGGAAUAUGGCCCACAAACUGCAAUGGUGAAGGGAAGAUCACUGUGAAUUAAUCUGAGUUUGUAUUUACGCAGAAUGCUGUAAUUUUUAUUUUUUAAUCUCUGUAAAUAAAUAUUGCCAUCAUUUGUGCAUCAAGUUGUUGAUAAGUGUAAGUUUUGUAUCCAGAGUUGGCAAUGUUACAUAUGAAGAUCAGUGGAAAAUUUAGCUCCAAUCA